This is a messenger RNA of Emiliania huxleyi CCMP1516, 2247 nucleotides long. RefSeq lists its product as hypothetical. The transcript has 4 exons. The record is from RefSeq and is a predicted model, not a curated record. Gene Ontology annotation, molecular function: protein binding. Bases 1 to 2247 code for a protein of 748 amino acids. Lineage: Eukaryota; Haptophyta; Isochrysidales; Noelaerhabdaceae.
AUGCUGAAGAUUGCCUCGCUUCUGCUCGUCGCGCUCUCGGCGUCUGCCCUGCCGGCUGAGCCUACACCGCGUGCGCAGGCCAACACCGUCCACGACGUCAAGCCAGCCGCUCGCGGCCUCGCCUUUGCGCCCAAGCCCUCUCCCGUGCCCGACGUGGUCGACGACCCCGCCUGGCUGAUCGCCACCUCCGGCUUCUGCUCGAACCUCAACGUCGUGAUGAAGGAGCGCGACGUCGAGGCGAGCGAGACGGAGGGCGAUACCGCGGCCCACUUCAUGGCCGACAUAUCCUUCAACUACUACCCGCAGACGGCGGUCAAAUUCACCGACUUCCCGCACCACCUCGCAAAGACCAUCGAGGGCGACGCGGCAGAGGCGGACGCGCUGGUCUCGAGCGCGUGGGAUCACAAGAACAUCGCGCUGCUCGAGCCGACGUCGACGUGCGGCCCGGAGCAGGGCGAUCAGGCUUGGGGCAUCUCCGUCUUCAAGGUGGAGGAGCACCGGCACUGCAGUGACGGCGAGACUGCGUGGGAUGGACACCCGUGCGUGCACUACUCCGGCUACGUCUCGGCCGCUACGUCCAACUUUGUCAACGUGAAUGAGGGGCGGUUCGUCUGCCAGCUGUUUGUGGACAGCAACACAGACAAGCUUUCCGAAGAUGCGCUCCGUCGACAGUUGAAAGACGUCCCGAUUGUGCUGUGCAAGACGAUGGCUUCGUUUCCACUGUACUGCAUGAGGGUGGGCGACUUCCUCGCGCUAGAAACUCUGCGUUCUCAUGAAGACCUCUUGGUAAAAGGGCUCAUCAUGCGCGCCGACCGAUUGGAGGCGCCGUCAAUCAACUUCGUUAGCCACCAGUGGAUUUCGACUCGCCAUCCCGAUCCGGACUCGGUACACCUGCGGACGAUGCAGGAAGUCUUCAGGCGCGUCAUCAGAGGCGAGAACAUUUUCGCCGAUGACGAUGUCGCCGCAAAGUUUCUCACCGGUCGGUCGCGCGCUCGCUCGUCCUCGAGUGACGUCCUCACUACGCGAGAGCGGACGUUCGAGGAGUUCCAGCGCUCAGUGUCGGAGGGUUGGGUUUGGCUGGAUUACUUCUCCGUCCCGCAAAAGGCAGGGGCGGAGGAGGAGCAAGCGAAGGCGAUUACCUCCAUCCCCACCUACGUCGCGCAGGCCUCUAACUUCUGGGUGUGCACUCCGUUGGGUGUGCGCCGCGAGAGUGGCCACCAAUGCAAUUUCGACACGUGGUUGAUGCGCGGUUGGUGCCGGAUGGAGGCGCUGGCGCUUGACUUGACCCGCAUGAGCGAAGGGCGGCCCAUCUACUUGACACACCAUCUAGGCGAGGAGCCGUCGGCGUCGACGCAGUGCUUCCACGACCGCCUCAACCUUGGCUGGCAACGGCGCAAGGCCGUGCUCACGGGCGACUUUGCGAGGCUGAGCGACCGCGAGGGCCUUCACGCCGUGAUUCGCGAGCUCUACCAUAGCGCAUUGGACUCCUUGCGCUCCGUGUGGGAGCCCCUGGUCGAGUCAGGCGAGUUGCCGCGCCCGAUGUGGGAGCGGUACAUCGCGAGCGCCGACGGCGCGGACGGAGGCGCGUACCACUCAUUCUUCCUGCUCGUGGGGGCCGAGGCGUACAUCUUCGCCGACUUGGCCGACGAGGAGCACGACCAGAGCUACUGGGAGGGCGCGCUGGACGGCUCCGAGGACGCCGUCAAGGCGUGGCUGCUGCAUCGCGGCGAGUACGCCUGGCCGCCGGACGAGUGCUGGGCUUGGUACGCCGCCAUCGUCGGCAAUUUGGCGCUAUUUCGCUUCUUGAUCGAGGAGUUGGGCUUCGACAUCGGCGCUGUCAACAAGUACGGCAUGACGCCUCUCACGAUUUCAGCCAAUUGGGGCAACAUAAGUCUGGUGCGCUACAUCGUCGAGCGGACGGAUGCGGCGCACGUGCUCUACAAAACACCGGGCCUUGGGCUUUCCGCCGUCGGCGUCGCAGCGAAGAAUGGCCACCACCGAACGUUGUCGUUUCUGCUGCAGAGCAAGGCCGACGUGGAGGUGACGCGAAACGACAACCAGAGGACUCCAUUGCACGAAGCAGCUGCCAACGGCAACGAAGAGUGCAUCCGCCUGCUUCUGGGCGCGGGAUCGAGCACCGCGGCGCGGGACGGCGCCGGCUUUACCGCCGCGGAAUUGGCCGGAAAGUACGGCGCGAUGAAGGAAGACGCGGAGCGAGUGAAACUGGCAAGAUUAUUUGAAUGCUAG